AAAAUACAAUAGUCAAUUUCUACUUGACUGUAAAAUUUUUGACUAUUUAGUGGAGAACAUAGAGUGAAUCCCCACCCUCUCUGGCUGUUAUCGUUGCAAGUUCCAACACAGCUACCUUGGCUAUGUCUCUCCUCCUUAAUUCUCCUCUGCCACUCUCAUGUACUUGGGGGAAAUUGAAGCAAGAAGCUAGGUUAUUAUCAUCAUCACGUUCACGGGGGCGAAGGGUAGGAGGAAUGUGCAGAAACAUGGGUUUUAGUGCUAACAAUAAUUCCCAUGGAAUUCAGAAUGGAAAUGGGGUUACAGCAUUGUUCUUUAAUCCUGCAGAAGACCCCAUCAUCAAAGAAGCUCUAAAGGAACCAGUGGCAUUCUUGGGAGGGAUGUUUGCGGGUAUUUUAAGGCUUGAUUUGAAUGAGGAGCCCCUCAAAGAAUGGGUUACGAGGACUGUGGAAGCUGCUGGUAUUAGUGAAGAAGAAACCGAUGCAGAAGGGUCAACAACUGAGGCAGCUCCACAAGAGAUUGAGAUUGAAUAACACAUGCAAUUGUUUAUUCUGUGUACAAGUUUAAGAAACUUACAUAUGAUCAGCAUGCCGACAGUGCAAUAAAAAUUGGUUCAAUUGGUUAUAAAUUAUAAUCUUCUUUUUA
This is a messenger RNA of Gastrolobium bilobum, 642 nucleotides long. Its product is annotated as UPF0426 protein At1g28150, chloroplastic. The coding region runs from base 123 to 530 and encodes 135 amino acids. NCBI's taxonomy places the organism in Eukaryota, Viridiplantae, Streptophyta, Magnoliopsida, Fabales, Fabaceae. The transcript has 3 exons. The record is from RefSeq and is a predicted model, not a curated record.